CUUGCCGCUCAAACUGUGCUCACAGUGCAGGAAACAUUUACGCGCAGAAAUAAUGGACAUCAAUCCUGGUUACUGCGCUUUACUUUAACAUCAUAUACCACCAACUUAUUGAGUCAAAAAAUAAACAAAAAUGUGGACAGUUCCGAAACCAAAAUAUCGAAGAGGUUCGUGCACCGAGGGGGAGAUUGCUGUGAACAUUGGCGGAGUCCGGGUGGAGCUUUUUGGGGAUGUUUUGAACCGAUACCCUGAGAGCAGACUGGCGGAGUUGUUGACCUGCUCCACCCAGGACCAAGAAGUCAUAUCGUCGCUUUGUGAUGACUUCGAUCCGGGCAGAAAGGAGUUUUACUUCGACCGAGAUCCUGAUGCAUUCAAGUGCAUCAUCGACGUCUACUACUUUGAUGAAAUCCACAUCAAACCCGGCAUCUGCCCCAUCUGUUUCAUCAAGGAGAUGGAGUUCUGGAAAAUAGACCAAAGCGUUUUGGAUGAAUGUUGCAAAAGUUACCUAAGUGAGAAGGAGGAGGAGCUGACAGAGAUCGCGAACAAAGUGAAAGUGAUUCUGGAGGACCUGGAGGAGGAUCGGUGCAUUACGCGCACCCAGCGGUGCCAGAGGUUUUUAUGGAGACUGAUGGAGAAACCGGGGUCCUCUCUUCCGGCGCGCGUCAUUGCCAUUACAUCCUUCCUGUCUGUCGUGGUUUCGGCAUUGGUUAUGUGCAUAGGCACCAUCCCGGAGCUACAGCUGAUGGACGCUGAGGACAAACUGGUGGAGCACCCGAUCCUGGUGGGGAUCGACACCGCUUGCAUGUUAUGGUUCACCGCUGAGUACCUGCUGCGUCUUGCCUCCUCUCCGAACAAGCUGAACUUCGCGCUCUCCUUCAUGAACGUCAUAGACUUUUUGGCCAUCAUGCCUUUCUACGUUGUCCUGACCCUCACAUCCCUCGGCACCGCAUCCAUGAUGGAGCUGGCUAACGUCCAACAGGCGGUGCAGGCGCUGCGCAUCAUGCGUAUCGCGCGUAUUUUCAAGCUGGCUCGCCACUCCUCCGGGCUGCAGACUCUGACCUACGCGCUCAAGAAUAGCCUGAAGGAGCUGGGGCUUCUCCUUAUGUACAUGGGGGUGGGCAUCUUUGUGUUCUCAGCGCUGGCCUACACCAUGGAGCAAAGCCACCCAGAGACGCUUUUCAGCAGCAUCCCUCAGUCUUUCUGGUGGGCCAUCAUCACCAUGACCACGGUGGGCUACGGAGACAUCUACCCAAAAACCACGCUGGGCAGGUGCAAUGCAGCCGUGAGCUUUCUGUGUGGAGUCAUAGCCAUCGCUUUGCCCAUCCACCCCAUCAUCAAUAACUUCGUGGUGUUUUACAACAAGCAGAAAGUGUUGGAGACUGCAGCAAAGCACGAGGUGGAGCUGAUGGAGCUCAAGAAUUCUGGCCUGCGCAGAAAAAGCAGGAAUUAGAGGCUCUAAAACUAUUUUUUCCCUAAGGGGGCCCUUUUUCCGUCAUUGGGUAAACUGAUGACCCCUGUGACAUAUACAAUACAUAUUUUGUAUAAUAUUCAACAUCAUUAUAGAAUAAGGAUAAAAUGUCCAGUUAAUACAAAUAAUGAAACUAAAACUGCAGGAACUUUGUGUAAAAUUAGUGAUUUUGGGAAUGUUGAUUAUUUCCUGUGAAUGUUGAACCAGACAUGAGGUUUCCUGUUAUUUUUACAAACUUUCAAACAUCUCUUUGUCUGUAUUACGUUUGUUGUACCUGUAUACUUUUUAUAUGAACAACAAGAGUGUUUACCCAAGAGAGAAUAGUUUUUGUUCAGGUUUUCACUUGCCCAUAUCUUGUUUUAGCUUAUCAAAUAAUUAAAACUUCAAAAAGAUAACCAUUUAAUAAAAAUUGUAUAAACGAAAGCCAAUGCAAUCAUGAGAUACAAGCCAACUGUAUAUAUUAAAAACAUUUUUUUAAAAUAAGUUGUUGUACACUUCUUAAAGUCAAGAAGGCGUUGUGCCCCGCGGGAUGCUUUGCCGACCCCUAUAGUGGGAAUGAGAAUAAGAGACUGUGGAGGCAGCAAAGACUUUCCAAGGAAUAAAUGAUAAAUACACUGUACAGCACUUUAUCAGGUCUUUUCAACUCCUCAAAGCGCUUUACAUACUACAAAUCAUUCAACCACCUCAUUCAUGCAGAGCAUUAACACUUGCUCUAGGGAAGCUAACAUUCAUACACAUUCACUAAGACUUGUUAUGGUCCUAUGAUGUUUCUGCUUUGGCUGUCACACGUGCUGCUUAUCCCAUGAUGCAGUAUUUUUCAAUCCAUGAUUUUGUUAUUGCAAAUGCUGUUGUUAUUAUUGUGUUAAAAGUUGUGCAUGAAUAAACUCUUUACAUAUUCACACUGGUGCAUAACAAAUCAUUCAAGCAUCACCUGUUACCUAUACUCAUGGACAAGGUGGCACAAAUGUAUGAUAAGUAAAACAGAAUUCUUUGGAGGGAAGUACAACUGAGAAAUUGAUCUUGUUGAUAUGUUACAUAUUUGGUUUCAGUGCCUUGGUGACACAUGUAUCAGUCAGGGACUUGGAAAGGAGCAUUGUGGGGGGAUUUAUAGCUGCUAUCAUUUUAAGAAAUGCCUGUUGGAAGAAUGAUAUAUGCUGAAAUAUGACUAAAGCUGAGUUAUAAAUGGCCGCCCCCAGAAAACAAGCGUGUGAUUAAUGUCAUAAAUCAGAUCAUGCUGUAAAAAGAUGUAUUUUGUGUUACUUUAUGGUUGAUCCCACUGACCAGUGAGAAGAUGUGAUUUUGAAUUCCCUUGGGACAGAAAGGGAAAGAUGGUGGGAACAUUUAUAAACUAUGCUUUUAAUUUAUCCAAGGCAAUAAGCAAACAUUUCGUUACAAAAAAACAAACAAUCUAUAUCUGAUAUUCAAGCUUUGUGAACACAAUGCCUCCCUAAAUGUUCACAAGUUGCAUUCGCAAAAAGA
Messenger RNA from Eleginops maclovinus (Patagonian blennie), 2944 nucleotides. RefSeq names its product potassium voltage-gated channel, subfamily F, member 1b (gene kcnf1b). Gene Ontology annotation, biological process: potassium ion transmembrane transport; protein homooligomerization. Gene Ontology annotation, molecular function: voltage-gated potassium channel activity. The transcript has a single exon. The coding region runs from base 131 to 1447 and encodes 438 amino acids. NCBI's taxonomy places the organism in Eukaryota, Metazoa, Chordata, Actinopteri, Perciformes, Eleginopidae. The record is from RefSeq and is a predicted model, not a curated record. Gene Ontology annotation, cellular component: voltage-gated potassium channel complex; membrane.